Carya illinoinensis is the source of this 1844-nucleotide messenger RNA. RefSeq names its product transcription factor bHLH25-like. Lineage: Eukaryota; Viridiplantae; Streptophyta; Magnoliopsida; Fagales; Juglandaceae. Gene Ontology annotation, molecular function: protein dimerization activity. The record is from RefSeq and is a predicted model, not a curated record. The transcript is spliced from 4 exons. Bases 535 to 1584 code for a protein of 349 amino acids.
AAAGGAUAGCUAGCUCCUACUAUACUUUGCUGUUGCUUUUCCCCUUCAAAAUAAAUCUUCAAUCUCACCUCUCCAUGCCAGAGCCCUAUAUUACGUUUGGAGCACACUACCUGCUCGUCCAAUCCUAUCGAAACUUCGAGGUUGAAAUAAACUAGAUAGAUUAAUUUGGUAUCUUUAUUUCAAAAGACUUUUAGGUUUCUCUGUAAUCCUAGGUCUGAUGUAUAUGGUGAUCUUCCAAAUUUGAAACUCUGUUUCUUAUCUGCAACUCAUAUAGUUUGGAGAUACUCUUUUCUCUGACAACUUAAUCCCAGAAACCUCACAUCUUUAGCUUUUCCUCACUGUUUGUCAGUCAAAAGCCUAAACGCGUAUCUAUUAUUACCUGGGUUUUCUUUUCGUUUCCGUACCUUAUACAGAGUUGUAUCUGUUUCUUUCCUUCAAGGAUUUAGUGUCUUCGUAUUCAAGAUACUUGUGCCUAGCCUAGACCUUCAAGGAUCCACUUUUCCGAAUCAUACAGAAAAAAGAGGAUUCGCAUUAAUGGAGAUAUCAUCGGCCAAAUGGCUUUCUGAACUGGAAAUGGAUGAUUUCGAGUACAUACAGCAAUGCGACAUGACCACUCUUGAUGAUGGGUUUGCCACCGCAAUGCGAGAGAACUUUCAACACUCUCUCUCUUCUGAAAGCCACUCUUCUUACCCUGCUUUCAAUACCAAAAACACAAUCACCACCAACACCUUUAGUAAUUCUUCUUUAUCUCAGAACAGUUUUGAGAGGCCCGCCAAACAGACAAAGACUAACAAUUGGAACUCUGGCAUCACAGGGCAUGGUUCAAUACCAAAACCUUCUUCCUCCUCCCAUAUUCUUUCAUUUGGGAACUCAAAUUCGUUGCCAGCGGACUCUAAGCAGUUCUUUAGAACUCUCGACUCUUCUUUGAAGCCGAAGGAUGAGGUUGUUUGUCAAGUAAAAAAACACCUACCUCUGAUUUCCAAGGGUUCCGCAGAGAACCAAAACCAUGGGACUCAGAAAACCAACUCAAUGACUAGAACACACUCAAAUGCUCAAGAUCACAUAAUGGCAGAGAGAAAGCGUAGAGAAAAGCUCAGCCAACGGUUCAUAGCUCUUUCAGCCAUUGUUCCUGGCCUUAAGAAGAUGGACAAAGCUUCUGUCCUUGGUGAUGCUAUCACGUACGUGAAAGAGCUUCAAGCACGUGUAAACUUGCUGGAGGAACAGACGAAGAAGAGAACUAUGGAAUCUGUUGUUUAUGUGAAGAAGGCUCAGCUCUCUGCUGAUGAUGACACCUCUUCAUGUGACGAGAACUUUGAUGGCCGCUCAGACGAGGCAGCACUCCCCGAAAUAGAAGCAAGAAUUUCAGAGAAGGAUGUACUUAUCCGAAUCCACUGCGAGAAAAACAAAGGAGCUGUAGUGAGAACACUAGGCGAAAUAGAGAAGCUUCAUCUAUCUGUUGUCAAUAGCAGUGUCUUGCCAUUUGGGAACUCCACACUUGACAUGACCGUGAUUGCUCGGAUGGACAAUGAAUUCGACUUGACAGCAAAGGAUAUAGUGAAAUGCCUACGUUUGGCUGUAUUAUAAAUUAUAUGUGAAUUCAACAUGGUAGAACAAGAUCAGUUCAUGCACUGAAGACCGCAUUCUAAUUUGAAACUAAACAUCAAGCUCUGGAGAAGAGAAGUCAAGGCAUGCGGACAUACAGCUCCUUUCUUUUUCAUUUUGUUUUUUUCUUUUUUGUCCAUGUGCAAUUACCAACGCUUGUAGUCUUGUUGGCAGGUUCUAUGUUCUUUGUGGAGGGUUUUUUCUCGUUCUAAUCGAUUUUUCCGCGGUUGACUUGUUGACUA